Molecule: messenger RNA, 876 nt
Organism: Drosophila sulfurigaster albostrigata
Lineage: Eukaryota; Metazoa; Arthropoda; Insecta; Diptera; Drosophilidae
Product: vesicle transport protein SFT2A
Exons: 4
Coding region: 69-560 (163 amino acids)
Biological process (GO): vesicle-mediated transport
Cellular component (GO): membrane
Source: RefSeq, a predicted model, not a curated record
AAAUAAAAUACAAUCGCAGUCAUUGUUGCAGUACAUUCUAAGCUACAUUAAUCAGAUUAUUUACAGCCAUGGACAAGCUACGCCGAGUGUUAAGUGGCGAUGAGCCAACGCCUGAAGAGGAGAGCAGCAUCAUCACUCAGAUUAAUGAUAUGUCAACGCUCAGCUGGAGCACUCGCAUAAAGGCCUUCUGUAUAUGCUUCGUCUUGGGCAUACUUUUAUCUUUUCUGGGCUCCAUAGCCCUUUUUCUGCAUCGCGGAAUCGUCGUCUUUGCCGUCUUCUAUACGAUAGGAAAUGUGGUGUCCAUGGCCAGCACGUGUUUUCUCAUGGGACCCUUUAAGCAAAUUAAGAAAAUGUUUGCAGAGACGCGUCUGAUUGCCACCAGCAUUGUUAUUGUGGCAAUAGUCAUGACUUUCAUAUCGGCUAUAGUGUUGAAAAAAGCCGGACUCACGCUUAUAUUCAUUAUCAUACAAUCCCUGGCCAUGACAUGGUAUUCGCUAUCUUAUAUACCCUAUGCACGAGAUGCGGUUCGAAGCACAGUCUCGGCAUGUUUCGAGGUUUGAUUUAGUUUAGCCAAUUUACAUUUACAUCAUCAUGCAGCAAUCAAAUUCAAAUUGUAAUUAACCGUCUUAAUAUUCUGUAUUAUUAUUAAUGAUUUGCUUAUGUAGUUGUUAAGUUUUUUCUAUUUCUUACAUUUGCAAAAAAGAAAACAAAAAAAGAACAAGAAAGAAAAUUGUAUUAAUCUAGAUACUAGGUCUUAGACACAAUCAGCUUAUUAACAAAUGUUUCGUUGGUUUUAAUAUCAUUUAUACAUACACAAUAUAAAUUUAAUUUAAUCAGUACAGUUUUGCAUAAAUUGUAUGUACAGUUUACAUUGUA